AUGAUUAUUGUCUAUUUUUACAGUGAUGAAUCAAAUGGGAAUCUCAUUGAAGAUAGACUUGUUCAACUGAGAUGUCACUUUACAUGGAAGUUGCAAAUUAAAGACGCUGAAGUGCCUGAUUUAGAAAACAGGGUCUUCGAUGAAAUUGAUUUCCUAGACACAAAAUUUAAUGUGGCGAUACACAACCUCCAGGCCUAUGUGAAACACCUGACAGGCCAGAAUAAGGAAGCCCUGCAGAGCUUGCAAGCAGCUGAAGACUUAGUCCAGACAGAACACGCCAGACAAUCGGACGUGAGAAGGCUGGUAACCUGGGGCAACUAUGCCUGGCUGUAUUACCACAUGGGCAGGCUGGCAGAAGCCCAGAUUUACCUGGACAAGGUAGAGAACACUUGCAAGCAGCUUGCCAGUCCCUCCUGCUACACAGUGGAGAGUCCAGAGAUGGACUGUGAGGAAGGAUGGGCCUUGCUGAAAUGUGGAGGAAAGAAUUAUGAACGGGCUAAAGCCUGCUUUGAAAAGGCUCUGGGGGUGGACCCUGAAAACCCAGAAUUCAACACAGGGUAUGCCAUUGCUGUGUAUCGUCUGGAAGGAUUCAACACAGCACCGCAGACUGACAAGACAUUUUGUCUGCACAUCCUAAAACGGGCCAUCAGACUAAAUCCAGAAGAUGCAUAUAUGAAGGCUCUCCUUGCCCUGACGUUUCAGGAUAUCGGACAAGAAGCUGAAGGGGAAAAGUACAUUGAAGAAGCACUGAGCAGCAAGUCCUCUCAAACCUACGUGCUUCGAUAUGCAGCCAAAUUUUACCGAAGAAAAGGCUCUGUAGAUAAAGCUCUUCAGUUCUUAAAUGCAGCUUUGCGGGCAACACCGUCCUCUGCCCUCCUGCAUCACCAGGUAGGGCUUUGCUACAAGACACAAAUGAUUCAAAUAAAGAACGAUACCAACUGGCAGCAUAGAGGACAGGAUAAAGAAAAUAUCCACAGAUUAGUUCAGAAGGCUGUAUGUAAAUUUGAAACAGCCUUGAAGAUAAGGCCCACAUUCCACACUGCAUCUAUUGACCUUGCUGAGAUGCAUGCAGAACUGGGCCACCACAGAGAGGCAGAGGACACUUUUCAGAAACUGUUGGGCAUGGGGGUCUUUGAUGAUAAUAACCUACAGCAAUGGAUUCACUUCCGCUAUGGCCGAUUUCAAGAAUUUCACAGGAAAUCUGAAGACAAUGCAGUUAUCCAUUAUUUAAAAGCAAUAAACAUAGACGGCUCGUCCAUUACAAAAAAUAGAAGUCUCAGUGCUUUGGAGAAAUUGGUUUUAAGGAAACUCCGGAGAAAUGCAGCAGACAUAGAAAGCUUGAGCAUCCUUGGGUUCGUCUACAAAUUGAAUGGAGAAAUGAACAAAGCCCUGGAGUACUAUGAACAGGCCUUGAGGCUGGCUGCUGGCUUUGAGAACUCCGUGGGACAUGUUCCUUAA
Pteronotus mesoamericanus is the source of this 1458-nucleotide messenger RNA. Its product is annotated as interferon-induced protein with tetratricopeptide repeats 1B-like. Gene Ontology annotation, molecular function: RNA binding; protein binding. Gene Ontology annotation, cellular component: cytosol. Lineage: Eukaryota; Metazoa; Chordata; Mammalia; Chiroptera; Mormoopidae. The record is from RefSeq and is a predicted model, not a curated record. Gene Ontology annotation, biological process: defense response to virus. The transcript has a single exon. Bases 1 to 1458 code for a protein of 485 amino acids.